Molecule: messenger RNA, 467 nt
Organism: Sphaeramia orbicularis (orbiculate cardinalfish)
Lineage: Eukaryota; Metazoa; Chordata; Actinopteri; Kurtiformes; Apogonidae
Product: protein S100-B-like
Exons: 2
Coding region: 79-375 (98 amino acids)
Biological process (GO): endothelial cell migration
Cellular component (GO): extracellular exosome; cytoplasm
Molecular function (GO): transition metal ion binding; calcium-dependent protein binding; calcium ion binding
Source: RefSeq, a predicted model, not a curated record
UUCUCAUACACACCCAACACAUCCAUCCUCCUGUUAACAGAUCUCUGAUUUUGAGCUUUACCACAUCAUCCUACAACCAUGACUACUCAGAAGUGUGACAUAGGCAGAAUUCCACGUAUCAUGUGUGAGCUCUGCAGCAUUUUUGAGGAGUAUGCCAGCGCUGACGGUGACGGAAAAACCCUGACUAAAGCCGAGCUCAAGAAUCUGGUGGAGAAAGAAAUGUGCCCAAUGCUAAAGGAAGCAAAGAACAGUUCAAGGGUGGACGACCUAAUGAGUGCAAUGGACCACGAUGGUAACGCUAAGGUGGACUUUCAAGAGUUUGCAACAACGAUCAUAGCCUUCACCUGUAUCUGCCAUGAAAGCAUGAAAGAGUGAGCAGGACGUCUGAAGAACGCUGACAUCAUAGCUUGAAACCCCUGCAGUUCAGCUUUUAUGUCAUGACUCAAUAAAAUGAUGACCCUACUGUA